Molecule: messenger RNA, 924 nt
Organism: Aureobasidium namibiae CBS 147.97
Lineage: Eukaryota; Fungi; Ascomycota; Dothideomycetes; Dothideales; Saccotheciaceae
Product: NAD(P)-binding protein
Exons: 1
Coding region: 1-924 (307 amino acids)
Source: RefSeq, a predicted model, not a curated record
AUGACAGACUAUCGCAGUUUAAAAUCGAAACACUUCGUCUUUUUUGGCGGGACGUCUGGUAUUGGCCAAGCUGCUGCUGAAGCAGUGGCCAGUGAAGGUGCAUUCAUCGCCGUUGUCGGACGCGACCCUACAGCAGGCGAAAACACUGUGAAGCAACUCGAGACCCGAGGCGCAGCCAGCGCCACAUUCAUUCGCGGUGACUUGUCAAGUGUACGAGGCGCGAAGCACGCGGCCAUGGAGGUGCAGCGAUGGAGCAAGAAGAUUGACGGUAUCGUCCAUUCUGCCAUGAGUGCAUUCAGUGGCAAGAGAAUCACCAAUGACGGAUUGGAAUUCGCGUUUGCCUUGCAAUAUCAAGCACGCGUCGUCAUCGACAACCUACUUCUCGAUAACCUGGCAGCUUCGGGGGAUGGCAGAAUCAUCCAUCUGGCUGGAGCAGUUCCACAAUUUGUGGUCCCUGAUCUUGAUGAUCUACAGUUCGAAAGGACACCCUUUAGCUUUUGGAAGGCGCUUCUGGGUUCCAACAAUCUUGGUUUCAUGUUCAUACAGGAGGCAGGUAAUAAGUGGCAAGGUCGAUCGGUAUCUCUUGUUGCCGCCUGUGUCGGAACAACCAAGACAAAAGCUAUGCAAGAUCCUGGAAUGCCUUUCUUGAUGCGCUUUAUGGCCAAGUUCGGAACAACACCCGAGAUAUCAGCCAGAAAUAUCGUCCAAUACCUUAGAUUGAAGACCAUCCCAAAGGAGGAGAAGUUCGGGAUCAUGUGGAAUUCCAAGCGGUUAGUCAUCAGCAAGCCAACACAGCCGCAGGAUAAGGCAAGUAAGCUCUGGAAAAUUACUAGCCAAAUCUCGGAGGAUAGAGGCGUACCACUGCCUGCGAUGGAUGGAACUUCUAAAAGUGGCAUGUCCAUGACAGUGCAUGAUAAACUUUGA